Messenger RNA from Moneuplotes crassus, 559 nucleotides. The record is from the annotation of a GenBank genome assembly. Lineage: Eukaryota; Ciliophora; Spirotrichea; Euplotida; Euplotidae.
AAACCCCAAAACAAUGGCUGGGCUCCAACAUAGUUCAGGAAUGAUGUCUCCUGAAGAUUAUAGGAUGAUGAUGCAUGAGAAGUUAGUUACCCUUAUUAGGGAAGAGAAAGACUUACUUGAACUUAAAAAGAUCAUAGAGGACCGUAUCGAGGCUAAGAAAAAUACUAAAACGUACCAGAUUAAGGUAGACGAAGUGCCAAGACUAGGCAAGGAAAUAGUCGAAGAAUCAUCAAUAGCACACUCGAACGAAUUGCUUGAUUUGAAUAAGUUUGAUGAGAAUAAAAGUGAUAAAGCCUCAACCAAUAAUUUUAAAGUAAUCAAGACUUAUAUGAGGCAGAGUACGAUACAGAGUGUUUCCAGGUGGUCCAGAUUUGCUAUUGUUAGUCAUAAGAGUGCGGCUAUGAGUGAAGAAGAGGAAUGGAAUGGUGAUGAGGAUGAAGAGGACGAAGCAAGGCUUGAAGUUCUGGAUAAUAUUAUGUCAAAACUGAGCAAGGGUAAGAAAUCAAUAGACCAGAGUGUGUCCCAUAAAAUGGAAAAUGAUUCUAUCAAUUUCGGAUAA